Messenger RNA from Neomonachus schauinslandi (Hawaiian monk seal), 8918 nucleotides. It is a transcript of the gene NBEA, whose product is annotated as neurobeachin. Gene Ontology annotation, molecular function: protein kinase binding. Lineage: Eukaryota; Metazoa; Chordata; Mammalia; Carnivora; Phocidae. Gene Ontology annotation, biological process: intracellular protein localization. The record is from RefSeq and is a predicted model, not a curated record. Gene Ontology annotation, cellular component: cytosol; membrane.
AUGGCGAGCGAGAAGCCGGGCCCAGGCCCCGGGCUCGAGCCUCAGCCCGUGGGGCUCAUCGCCGUCGGGGCCGGAGGCGGAGGCGGCGGGGGCAGCGGCGGUGGCGGCAGCGGGGGCAGCGGGAUGGGAGAGCUGAGGGGGGCGUCCGGCUCCGGCUCGGUGGUGCUGCCCGCGGGGAUGAUUAACCCUUCCGUGCCGAUCCGCAACAUCCGGAUGAAAUUCGCAGUGUUGAUUGGACUCAUACAGGUCGGAGAGGUCAGCAACAGGGACAUCGUGGAGACGGUGCUCAACCUGCUGGUUGGCGGAGAAUUUGACUUGGAGAUGAACUUUAUUAUCCAGGAUGCUGAGAGUAUAACAUGCAUGACAGAGCUUUUGGAGCACUGUGAUGUAACAUGUCAAGCAGAAAUAUGGAGCAUGUUUACAGCCAUUUUACGAAAAAGUGUUCGGAAUUUACAGACUAGCACAGAAGUUGGGCUAAUUGAACAAGUAUUGCUGAAAAUGAGUGCUGUAGAUGACAUGAUAGCAGAUCUUCUAGUUGAUAUGUUGGGGGUUCUUGCCAGCUACAGCAUCACUGUCAAGGAGUUGAAGCUUUUGUUCAGCAUGCUUCGAGGAGAAAGUGGAAUCUGGCCAAGACAUGCUGUAAAAUUAUUAUCAGUUCUUAAUCAGAUGCCACAAAGACAUGGUCCUGAUACUUUUUUCAAUUUCCCUGGUUGUAGUGCUGCGGCAAUUGCAUUGCCUCCUAUUGCAAAGUGGCCUUAUCAGAAUGGCUUUACUCUAAAUACUUGGUUUCGUAUGGAUCCAUUAAAUAACAUUAAUGUGGAUAAGGAUAAACCUUAUCUUUAUUGUUUUCGUACUAGCAAAGGAGUUGGUUAUUCUGCUCACUUCGUUGGCAAUUGUCUAAUAGUCACAUCACUGAAGUCUAAAGGAAAAGGUUUUCAGCACUGUGUGAAAUAUGAUUUUCAACCCCGUAAGUGGUACAUGAUCAGCAUUGUCCACAUUUAUAAUCGAUGGAGGAACAGUGAAAUUCGGUGUUAUGUUAAUGGACAGCUGGUAUCCUAUGGUGAUAUGGCUUGGCAUGUUAACACAAAUGAUAGCUAUGACAAGUGCUUUCUCGGAUCUUCAGAAACUGCUGAUGCAAAUAGGGUGUUCUGUGGUCAGCUUGGUGCCGUGUAUGUAUUCAGUGAAGCGCUCAACCCUGCGCAGAUAUUUGCAAUUCAUCAGUUAGGACCUGGAUAUAAGAGCACCUUCAAAUUUAAAUCUGAGAGUGACAUUCAUUUGGCAGAACAUCAUAAACAGGUUCUGUAUGAUGGGAAACUUGCAAGUAGUAUUGCAUUUACAUAUAAUGCUAAGGCCACCGAUGCUCAGCUAUGCUUGGAAUCAUCACCAAAGGAAAAUGCAUCAAUUUUUGUUCAUUCCCCACAUGCUCUAAUGCUCCAGGAUGUGAAAGCUAUAGUAACACAUUCAAUUCAUAGUGCAAUUCAUUCAAUUGGAGGGAUUCAAGUGCUUUUUCCACUUUUUGCCCAACUGGACAAUCGGCAGCUCAAUGACAGUCAAGUGGAAACAACUGUCUGUGCUACUCUUUUGGCAUUCCUGGUUGAACUACUUAAAAGUUCAGUAGCCAUGCAAGAACAGAUGCUGGGUGGAAAAGGCUUUUUAGUCAUUGGCUACUUACUUGAAAAGUCAUCAAGAGUUCAUAUAACUAGAGCUGUCCUGGAGCAAUUUUUAUCCUUUGCAAAAUACCUUGAUGGUUUAUCUCAUGGAGCACCUUUGCUAAAGCAGCUUUGUGAUCACAUUUUAUUCAACCCAGCCAUCUGGAUACAUACACCUGCAAAGGUUCAGCUUUCCCUAUACACUUACUUGUCUGCUGAAUUUAUCGGAACUGCUACCAUUUACACCACCAUACGCAGAGUAGGAACAGUAUUACAGCUAAUGCACACAUUAAAAUAUUACUACUGGGUCAUUAAUCCUGCUGACAGUAGCGGCAUUACACCUAAAGGAUUAGAUGGUCCCCGGCCAUCACAAAAGGAAAUUAUAUCACUACGGGCAUUUAUGCUACUUUUUCUGAAACAGCUCAUACUAAAGGAUCGAGGGGUCAAGGAAGAUGAACUUCAGAGUAUAUUAAAUUACCUACUUACCAUGCAUGAGGAUGAAAAUAUUCAUGAUGUGUUACAGUUACUAGUGGCUUUAAUGUCAGAACACCCAGCCUCAAUGAUACCAGCAUUUGAUCAAAGAAAUGGAAUAAGAGUAAUCUACAAAUUAUUGGCUUCUAAAAGUGAAAGUAUUUGGGUUCAAGCUCUGAAAGUUCUGGGAUACUUUCUGAAGCAUUUAGGUCACAAGAGAAAAGUGGAAAUUAUGCAUACUCAUAGUCUUUUCACUCUUCUUGGAGAAAGGCUGAUGUUGCAUACAAACACUGUGACUGUCACCACAUACAACACACUUUAUGAGAUCUUGACAGAGCAAGUAUGUACUCAAGUUGUACACAAACCACAUCCAGAGCCAGAUUCUACAGUGAAAAUUCAGAAUCCAAUGAUUCUUAAGGUGGUGGCAACUCUGUUAAAAAAUUCUACACCAAGUGCAGAACUGAUGGAAGUUCGUCGUUUAUUUUUAUCUGACAUGAUAAAACUUUUCAGUAACAGCCGUGAAAAUAGAAGAUGCUUAUUGCAGUGUUCAGUGUGGCAGGAUUGGAUGUUUUCUCUUGGCUAUAUCAAUCCUAAAAAUUCUGAGGAACAGAAGAUUACCGAGAUGGUCUACAAUAUCUUCCGGAUUCUGUUGUAUCAUGCAAUAAAAUAUGAAUGGGGAGGAUGGAGAGUCUGGGUGGAUACGCUCUCAAUAGCCCAUUCCAAGGUCACUUAUGAAGCACAUAAGGAAUACCUAGCCAAAAUGUAUGAAGAAUAUCAGAGACAAGAGGAGGAAAACAUUAAAAAGGGAAAAAAAGGGAAUGUGAGCACUAUCUCUGGUCUUUCAUCACAGACUACAGGAGCAAAAGGUGGAAUGGAAAUUCGAGAGAUAGAAGAUCUUUCACAAAGCCAGAGUCCAGAAAGUGAGACAGAUUACCCUGUCAGCACAGAUACUAGAGACUUGCUCAUGUCAACAAAAGUGUCAGAUGAUAUUCUUGGAAAUUCAGAUAGACCGGGAAGUGGUGUACAUGUGGAAGUGCAUGAUCUUUUAGUUGAUAUAAAAGCAGAGAAAGUAGAAGCAACAGAAGUAAAGCUUGAUGAUAUGGAUUUAUCACCAGAGACUUUAGUAGGUGGAGAGAAUGGUGCCCUUGUGGAGGUUGAAUCUUUGUUGGAUAAUGUAUAUAGUGCUGCUGUUGAGAAACUCCAGAACAAUGUACAUGGAAGUGUUGGUAUCAUUAAAAAAAAUGAAGAAAAGGAUAACGGUCCAUUGAUAACAUUAGCAGAUGAGAAAGAUGAACUUCCUAAUAGUAGUACGUCAUUUCUCUUUGAUAAAAUACCCAAACAGGAGGAGAAACUUCUUCCUGAACUUUCUAGCAAUCACAUUAUUCCAAAUAUCCAGGAUACACAAGUACAUCUUGGUGUUAGUGAUGAUCUUGGAUUGCUUGCUCACAUGACUGGUAGUGUAGACUUGAGUUGUACAUCAAGUAUAAUAGAAGAAAAAGAGUUCAAAAUCCAUACAACUUCAGAUGGAAUGAGCAGUAUUUCUGAAAGAGACUUAGCGUCAUCCUCUAAAGGGUUAGAGUAUGCUGAAAUGACCGCUACAACUCUGGAAACUGAGUCAUCUGGUAGCAAAAUUGUACCAAAUAUUGAUGCAGGAAGUAUAAUUUCAGACACUGAGAGAUCUGACGAUGGCAAAGAAUCAGGAAAGGAAAUUCGAAAAAUCCAGACCACUGCUACAACGCAAGCUGUUCAGGGUCGGUCUAUUACACAGCAAGACAGAGAUCUCCGCGUCGAUUUAGGAUUUCGAGGAAUGCCGAUGACUGAGGAACAGCGGCGCCAGUUCAGCCCAGGCCCACGCACUACAAUGUUCCGUAUUCCUGAGUUUAAAUGGUCUCCAAUGCACCAGCGACUUCUCACCGAUUUACUAUUUGCAUUAGAAACAGAUGUACAUGUUUGGAGGAGUCAUUCCACAAAGUCUGUAAUGGAUUUUGUCAAUAGUAAUGAAAAUAUUAUUUUUGUACAUAACACAAUUCACCUCAUUUCCCAAAUGGUAGACAACAUCAUUAUUGCUUGUGGAGGAAUUUUACCUUUGCUCUCUGCUGCUACAUCACCAACUGGUUCUAAGACGGAAUUGGAAAAUAUUGAAGUGACACAAGGCAUGUCAGCUGAGACAGCAGUAACUUUCCUCAGCCGAUUGAUGGCUAUGGUUGAUGUACUUGUAUUUGCCAGCUCUCUAAAUUUUAGUGAGAUUGAAGCUGAAAAAAACAUGUCUUCUGGAGGUUUAAUGAGACAGUGCCUAAGGUUAGUUUGUUGUGUUGCUGUGAGAAACUGUUUAGAAUGUCGGCAGAGACAGAGAGACAGGGGGAGCAAAUCUUCCCAUGGCAGCAGUAAACCUCAGGAAGCUCCCCAAAGUGUGACCGCCACAGCAUCUUCAAAGACUCCAUUAGAAAGUGUUCCAGGUAACCUUUCUCCUAUUAAAGAUCCUGAUAGACUUCUUCAGGAUGUUGAUAUUAAUCGCCUUCGUGCUGUCGUCUUUCGGGAUGUGGAUGAUAGCAAGCAGGCACAGUUCUUAGCUCUAGCUGUUGUUUACUUCAUUUCGGUUCUGAUGGUUUCCAAGUAUCGUGACAUAUUAGAACCCCAGCGAGAGACUGCAAGAACUGGAAGCCAACCAGGUAGAAACAUCAGACAAGAAAUAAAUUCGCCAACAAGUACAGUUGUGGUCAUACCAUCUAUCCCUCAUCCAAGUUUGAACCAUGGAUUCCUUGCCAAGUUAAUUCCUGAGCAGAGCUUUGCCCACUCAUUUUACAAAGAAACACCUGCUACAUUUCCAGACACUGUAAAGGAAAAAGAAACACCAACCGCUGGUGAAGAUAUUCAGCUAGAAAGUUCCAUUCCACAUACAGAUUCAGGAAUUGGAGAGGAGCAAGUGGCUAGCAUCCUGAAUGGGGCAGAAAUAGAGGCGGGCCCAGGCCCUGAUGCCAUGAGUGAACUGUUAUCCACUUUGUCAUCUGAAGUGAAGAAAUCACAGGAAAGCUUAACUGAGAACCCCAGUGAACUGUUGAAACCCGCACCAUCCAUAUCUAGCAUUAGUCAAACCAAAGGCAUCAAUGUCAAGGAGAUACUGAAAAGUCUUGUGGCUGCCCCAGUUGAAAUUGCAGAAUGUGGCCCUGAACCUAUCCCAUACCCAGAUCCAGCAUUGAAGAGAGAAGCGCAAGCUAUUCUUCCUAUGCAGUUUCAUUCCUUUGACAGGAGUGUCGUGGUACCUGUUAAGAAGCCCCCUCCAGGUAGUUUGGCUGUAACCACUGUGGGAGCCACUGCUGCUGGAAGUGGGCUGCCAACAGGCAGUACCUCUAAUAUAUUUGCUGCUACUGGAGCUACACCAAAAAGUAUGAUUAAUACAACAGGUGCCGUGGAUUCAGGGUCCUCCUCCUCUUCCUCCUCUUCUAGUUUUGUGAAUGGUGCUACCAGCAAAAACCUUCCAGCUGUACAAACUGUUGCUCCAAUGCCAGAGGACUCGGCUGAAAACAUGAGCAUCACUGCAAAACUUGAAAGAGCUUUAGAAAAAGUUGCUCCUCUUCUUCGUGAAAUUUUUGUAGACUUUGCCCCAUUCCUAUCUCGUACACUUCUUGGCAGUCAUGGACAAGAGCUAUUGAUAGAAGGCCUCGUUUGUAUGAAGUCUAGCACAUCUGUGGUUGAGCUUGUUAUGCUGCUUUGUUCUCAGGAAUGGCAGAAUUCUAUUCAGAAGAAUGCAGGACUUGCAUUUAUUGAACUCAUCAAUGAAGGAAGAUUACUAUGCCAUGCUAUGAAGGACCAUAUAGUUCGUGUUGCAAAUGAAGCUGAGUUUAUUUUGAACAGACAGAGAGCUGAGGAUGUACAUAAACAUGCAGAGUUUGAGUCACAGUGUGCCCAGUAUGCUGCUGAUAGAAGAGAGGAAGAAAAGAUGUGUGAUCAUCUCAUAAGUGCUGCUAAACAUCGAGAUCACGUUACAGCAAACCAACUGAAACAGAAGAUCCUUAACAUUCUCACAAAUAAGCAUGGCGCUUGGGGAGCGGUUUCUCAUAGCCAACUGCAUGAUUUCUGGCGUUUGGAUUACUGGGAAGAUGAUCUUCGCCGAAGGAGACGGUUUGUUCGUAAUGCGUUUGGCUCCACUCACGCUGAAGCACUCCUCAAGGCUGCAGUAGAGUAUGGCACUGAAGAAGAUGUGGUAAAGUCCAAGAAAGCCUUCAGAAGUCAAGCAAUAGUGAAUCAAAAUGCAGAGACAGAACUUAUGCUGGAAGGAGAUGAUGAUGCAGUCAGUCUCCUGCAGGAGAAAGAAAUCGACAAUCUUGCAGGCCCAGUGGUUCUCAGUACCCCAGCCCAGCUCAUCGCUCCUGUGGUGGUGGCGAAGGGGACUCUUUCCAUCACCACGACAGAAAUCUACUUCGAGGUAGAUGAGGAUGAUCCUGCCUUCAAGAAGAUCGACACGAAAGUUCUUGCAUACACUGAAGGACUUCAUGGAAAAUGGAUGUUCAGCGAGAUACGAGCUGUGUUUUCAAGACGUUAUCUUCUACAAAACACUGCUUUGGAAGUAUUUAUGGCAAACCGAACCUCGGUUAUGUUUAAUUUCCCUGAUCAAGCAACAGUAAAAAAAGUUGUCUAUAGCUUGCCUCGGGUUGGAGUAGGGACCAGCUAUGGUUUGCCGCAAGCCAGGAGGAUAUCACUGGCCACUCCUCGGCAGCUUUAUAAAUCUUCCAACAUGACUCAGCGUUGGCAAAGAAGGGAAAUUUCAAACUUCGAAUAUUUGAUGUUCCUUAACACUAUAGCAGGACGGACAUAUAAUGACCUGAACCAAUAUCCCGUGUUUCCAUGGGUAUUAACAAACUAUGAAUCAGAAGAAUUGGAUUUGACUCUUCCAGGAAACUUCAGAGAUCUAUCAAAGCCAAUCGGUGCUUUGAACCCAAAGAGAGCUGUAUUUUACGCAGAGCGUUAUGAGACGUGGGAAGAUGAUCAAAGCCCCCCCUACCAUUAUAAUACGCAUUACUCAACAGCAACAUCUACCUUAUCCUGGCUUGUUCGAAUUGAACCUUUCACAACCUUCUUCCUCAAUGCCAAUGAUGGAAAGUUUGACCAUCCAGAUCGAACCUUCUCGUCGGUUGCAAGAUCUUGGAGAACUAGUCAAAGAGAUACUUCUGAUGUAAAGGAACUAAUUCCAGAGUUCUAUUACCUACCGGAGAUGUUUGUCAACAGUAAUGGAUACAAUCUCGGAGUCAGAGAAGAUGAAGUUGUAGUAAAUGAUGUUGGUCUUCCCCCUUGGGCAAAAAAACCUGAAGACUUUGUACGGAUCAACAGGAUGGCCCUGGAAAGUGAAUUUGUUUCUUGCCAACUCCAUCAGUGGAUUGACCUUAUAUUUGGCUACAAACAGCGAGGACCAGAAGCAGUCCGUGCUCUGAAUGUUUUUCACUACUUAACCUAUGAAGGCUCUGUGAACCUGGAUAGUAUCACUGACCCUGUGCUCAGGGAGAUCCCAGAAGCUUAUUUCAUUAGAGAUCCCCAUACGUUCCUCCUUACACAGGACUUUAUUAAGGCCAUGGAGGCCCAGAUACAGAACUUUGGACAGACGCCAUCUCAGUUGCUUAUUGAGCCACAUCCGCCUCGGAGCUCUGCCAUGCACCUGUGUUUCCUUCCACAGAGUCCACUCAUGUUUAAAGAUCAGAUGCAACAGGAUGUGAUCAUGGUGCUGAAGUUCCCAUCAAAUUCUCCAGUGACCCACGUGGCAGCCAACACGCUGCCCCACCUGACCAUCCCUGCGGUGGUGACCGUGACCUGCAGCCGGCUAUUUGCGGUGAAUCGAUGGCACAACACAGUAGGCCUCAGAGGAGCUCCAGGAUACUCUUUGGAUCAAGCUCAUCAUCUUCCCAUUGAAAUGGACCCCCUAAUUGCCAAUAACUCUGGUGUGAACAAACGGCAGAUCACAGACCUUGUUGAUCAGAGUAUACAAAUCAAUGCACAUUGUUUUGUGGUCACAGCAGAUAAUCGCUAUAUUCUUAUCUGUGGAUUCUGGGAUAAGAGCUUCAGAGUUUACUCUACAGAAACAGGGAAAUUAACUCAGAUCGUGUUUGGCCACUGGGAUGUGGUCACGUGCCUGGCCAGGUCUGAGUCAUACAUAGGCGGGGACUGCUACAUUGUGUCUGGGUCUCGAGAUGCUACCCUGCUUCUCUGGUACUGGAGUGGGCGACACCAUAUCAUAGGAGACAACCCUAACAGCAGUGACUAUCCAGCACCCAGAGCUGUCCUCACAGGCCAUGACCAUGAAGUUGUCUGUGUUUCUGUCUGUGCAGAACUUGGACUUGUUAUCAGUGGUGCUAAAGAGGGCCCUUGCCUUGUCCACACCAUCACUGGAGAUUUGCUGCGAGCCCUUGAAGGACCAGAAAACUGCUUGUUCCCACGCUUGAUUUCCGUCUCUAGUGAAGGCCACUGUAUCAUAUACUAUGAGCGAGGGCGAUUCAGCAAUUUCAGCAUUAACGGGAAACUUUUGGCUCAGAUGGAGAUCAACGAUUCAACCAGGGCCAUUCUCCUGAGUAGCGAUGGCCAGAACCUGGUGACCGGAGGGGACAAUGGUGUGGUGGAGGUCUGGCAGGCCUGUGACUUCAAGCAGCUGUACAUUUACCCUGGAUGUGAUGCUGGCAUCAGAGCAAUGGACUUGUCCCAUGACCAGAGGACGCUGAUCACUGGCAUGGCUUCCGGUAGCAUUGUAGCUUUUAAUAUAGAUUUUAAUCGGUGGCAUUAUGAGCAUCAGAACAGAUACUGAAGACAAAUGAAGAA